GUGGUUAAAAGCUUCCGUAUGAACUCUGAUGUUCACUCCCGUGCAAAGAGGAUGAAGCUCAUAAUGCAAUUUGGAGUUGGGUUAGAAGGUGUUGACAUUACUGCUGCCACAAAUCAUUGCAUUAAGGUCGCCAAAAUUUCGGGUGGUGCAACUGGAAAUGCUGCUUCAUAUGCUGAAAUGGCCAUAUAUCUCAUCUUGGGCCUCCUGCGUAAGCAACAUCAAAUGAAAAUUUCCGUGGAGCAGAAAAAGCUAGGGGAGCCAACUGGUGUCAACCUGCAUGGGAAAACGGUAUUUAUCCUGGGGUUUGGAAAUAUCGGGAUACAUUUAGCAAAGCGUCUACGCCCAUUUGACGUGAAAAUACUUGCUACAAAACGAAGUUGGGGCCGGCCUGCACAGGACUCGAGCAAAUCCGAGGCACCGUCUGUUGAGAAUGGUGGCUACGCUGACCUAGUUGACGAGAGGGGAAACCAUGCUGAUAUCUUGAAGUUUGCAAGCAAAGCUGAUAUUGUUGUAUGUUGCUUAGCUAUGAACAAUGAAACUAUUGGCAUCGUGAACAACGAUUUUAUAUCUGUCAUGAGAAAGGGUGUCGUUCUGAUUAAUAUAGCUCAAAGGGAGGAGGAUUGUCCAAGCCUUAUAAAGAUUCCACCCAUCUGUCAUUCUUUUAACACUCCACCUCACGCCCAGUGCUUAGCAUCUAGACAAUUGAUAGUGGAAGAUUGA
Messenger RNA from Solanum lycopersicum (tomato), 720 nucleotides. RefSeq lists its product as uncharacterized. The record is from RefSeq and is a predicted model, not a curated record. Gene Ontology annotation, molecular function: NAD binding; phosphoglycerate dehydrogenase activity. NCBI's taxonomy places the organism in Eukaryota, Viridiplantae, Streptophyta, Magnoliopsida, Solanales, Solanaceae.